AGACAGUAGACACCGUAGACAGUGUAUGCUGUAUGAGAUCUCAGCAGCAACAAGGAGCUUUGGUCCAGUUCGUCGCGCUUUCCUUCAUCCAGCUGUGACGCAUCGUCCUGCCUCGCCGGUCAGCUGCAUGGGGGACGCUCCAGCGGCCUCAGCGGCCUCAGCCGAGAGAUCUCGCCUCCCUCCGUGGAACCCGCCAUCUCGUGAAGGCAAGUUCGUCACAGGCCUGCACAUGAGCAACAGCCUCACCGGGCAGAAAACCGAGUUCAUUCCCCACAGCGGCCGCACCGUCAAGUGGUACGGCUGCGGCCCGACCGUCUACGACGCCGCGCACCUUGGCCACGCGCGGACCUACGUUGGCUUCGACAUCCUGCGGCGCAUUAUGGGUGAGUACUUCGGCUAUGACGUUAAGAUGGUCAUGAAUAUCACCGACAUCGACGACAAGAUCAUCAAGCGGAGCCAGGAGGGCGGGGGCGACUUCAGGGAGCUGGCGCGGCACUGGGAGGCGGAGUUCUGGAGUGACAUGGCGGCCUUGAACGUGAUGGCGCCGGACGUCAUCACCAGGGUGUCUGAGUAUGUGGACGAGGUGGUGGGGUUCAUCCAGAAGAUCAUCGACAACAAAUACGCCUACGAGUCCAGCGGGUCCGUCUACUUCGAUGUGGCGGUGAGUGAGCUGACCAGACAGACCACAGCCUGCAGGGCAGCGAAGAAGCAACCGACCGGCCGACCACCACACAUUCUCUGCUGUGCUGUUGUCUGUGUGUGUGUGCAGGCCUUCAAGAGCAGCGGUCAGCACGUGUACGGGCGCAUGGAGCCCUGGUCGAUCAACGACCAGAACAGGUGUGUGCAGAGGGAGGGAGGGAGGGAGGGAGGCAGGGAUGCCGCGUGCGUGACUGUGUGUCUGUUUGUGCCGGCCGGCCACACAGGGUGCUUGAGGGGGAGGGCGAGUUGGGUUUCGUCAGCCACAAGCGCAACCCCUUCGACUUUGCCCUCUGGAAGAAGGCAAAACCUGGCGAGCCCUCCUGGCCAUCACCAUGGGGCGAGGGGCGGCCCGGUCUGUCACCACACCACCACCACAGACACACAGACAGACACACACACAGACAGACAGACAGACAGAUAUGUGUUGUUGUGUGGUGUUUUGUGUGUCAUCAGGUUGGCACAUAGAGUGCUCUGCGAUGGCAAGUGAGAUUCUUGGUUUCCCGAUCGACAUCCACAGUGGCGGCAUCGACCUGCGCUUCCCGCACCACGACAACGAGCUGGCGCAGUCCGAGGCUUGCUUCGACAAGCCACAAUGGGUACGUGUGGUGCACUGCAUAGAAAUAAGCAGGCCAGGCAGGUGUGGGUUGUGUGUGCUGUGUAGGUCAAUUACUUUCUGCACACGGGUCACCUGAACAUCAAUCACCAGAAGAUGAGCAAGAGCCUCAAGAACUUCACCACCAUUAAGCAGGCCCUCGAUGACCCCCUCAUCCGCCCAAGACAUAUCCGCAUCCUUUGCCUCAUCAAUAGGUAGGUGAUGCACCGCACCCACCCAACACACACAGACACCACACCACACACAGAGACAGAUGGCCUCCCUCUCUCCCUCCCUCCCUCCCUCCCUCCCUCUGUGUGUGUGUCUGUGUAGAUGGGACAGUGAGAUGAACUUCACGCCCGGUGUGGAGGGCAUGCGUCAGGCGAUCGACAUCGACACCAAGUUCAUGAAGUUCUUCGGCUUCGUCAAUAACUUCAUGCGCAAGACCUCCCUCAAGGACGAGCAGAAGUGGCGGCCGCAGGAGCAGAAACUCGCCGACGCCAUCGACCAGAGGAUCAACGACGUGAGCAGACAGAGAGAAUGGAGGGCUGGAUGGAUAAUGGGUUGGUUGUGACUGUGGGUGUGGGUGUGUUAUGUUCUCAUGUUGGUCAGGUGCACAUGGCUCUGUGUGACAACUUCAACACACCACAGGCGAUGCUCGCGUUGCAGGUGCGUACGCGCAUCAGAUCAGCUCAGAGAGGCGACAAGCAUGCGUGUGGAUGUGGAUGUGUGUGUCGUGUGUCGUGUGUGGUGGGUGUCUGUAUGGUGCGUGCAGUCGAUCAUGUCGGAGGUCAACACGUACAUCAACGAAACCAGCGAGGGUCACAUCCGCAUUCCCCUCGUCCAAAAGGCAGCCACAUUCGCCUUCAAAAUGAUGAAGGUCCGUUCAGCCUCCUGAGCGCCUGGCUGCCCCACUCACUGGGUAUCACCUCUCUCUCUCUCUCUCUGUGUGUGUGUGUGUGCAGGUGUUCGGUGUGGUUGUGGGUGACGUCGAGGAGCUCAACUAUGACGGCGGCGAGGCGGCCGACGACCAGAAGGCCAUCGAGCCCAUCGUCGACUGCCUCGCCAACUUCAGACGACACGUACACACAUCCACACAUCCAUCCAUCUUGCGUGUUGAUCCAUCCAUCCAACAGACGCGCCUGAGUGCCCAGAAGAUCCUCAAGGCCGCAUCAUCGGCCCACAAUGGUGUCCCACCACCAGCAGCAGCAGCAGCAGCAGGAGUCUCCGACACAGAUGGGUCGGUCAAGGAUCUGGCCAAGGGGAUUCUGUGCCAGUGCGACAGCCUGCGUGACGAGGAGCUGCCGAACCUUGGCAUUCAGCUGGAGGACAGGCCCGAUGGCUACAUCUGGAACAAAGUCUCCAAGUGAGUGGAUGGGUGGCUUUGGCUGCACGGCACAUGUAGCUCUCUGUUUAUGUCUGUCUAUGUGUGUGUGUGUCUGUGUGUGUAUGUGUGUGUGUGUGCAUCAAUCAAUCGACCAGGGAGCAGCUGCUGGCGGAGCGGCAGAGGAAGCAGGAAGAGGAGGACCAGAAGCGAAAACAAAAAGAGGAAGCCGCACGGCAGCUGGUACGCACCAGCCAGCCUCCACACACACACACACACUCCCUCAGCCACCACUCACUCACUGUGUGUGUCCCGCCCGCAUCAACCACAGGCCCAGCAGCGUGCCAAGAAGGAGGCCGAGGCGCGUGUGCCGACCGAGCAGUACUACUCCACCUUCAAGGCUGACGAGUUCAGCGAGUUCGAUGGCGAGGGGCUGCCCACGCUCGACGCCAAGGGAGAGCCCGUGUCCAAGUCGCAGAGGGACAAGAUGCGCAAGGUACACACGCAUAAAUAGCAGAAGACAGACACAGAGAGGGGGGCAGGGGGGCAGGGAGGGAUGGGAUGGAAUGCAAUGCAUUGGAUGCACCAUCCAUCCAUCCAUCGCCCAUUGUGUUGUGUUGUGUGUUGUGUGUUGUGUCUUAUCCAUUGUUGUCAGUUUUUGGUCAAGCAUAAGAAGGCGCACGAGGAGUGGCUCAAGAGCAGCGGUGGGGGCGGCGGGGCCGCAUCUGCGGCUGCAGCGGCAUCGGCCAACGGUAAUGCGCCAGGGCCGGCGUCCUCGGCAUCGGCCGGCUCAUGAAGGGAAAUAGACAGACCACCAUAUCGGCUGCUCUGCUCUGGUGGUGGUGGUGGUGCGGUGUGUCCGUGGGGCGCCUUAUCUAUCAUGGUACGUGUGUGUGUUGGUGGCCUGCCUGCCUGCCUGCCUCUGCGAUCAGUCAUCUCAUCGGUCGGUAGACAGACAGGCUGAGAGAGAGGGCAAGGAAUUAAGCCAGCUGUCUAUUGCGUGCAGCUGAUUGAGCGUGUGGGUACCCCUGUGUGUGGUGCUGUGCCUUGUAUGGUGAUGAUGGAUGGACGUAUGGACCAAACAAACUCGUGUCUGUCUGUCUGUCUGUCUCAAGUAUGUUGAUGGAUCG
Messenger RNA from Vitrella brassicaformis, 3745 nucleotides. NCBI's taxonomy places the organism in Eukaryota, Vitrellaceae. The record is from the annotation of a GenBank genome assembly.